Molecule: messenger RNA, 483 nt
Organism: Fusarium falciforme
Lineage: Eukaryota; Fungi; Ascomycota; Sordariomycetes; Hypocreales; Nectriaceae
Exons: 3
Coding region: 1-483 (160 amino acids)
Source: RefSeq, a predicted model, not a curated record
AUGAUCAGCAAGGUAGGGGACCCAUUUGAAUUUGGCCGCCUUUACGACUUGAAAGUCCAAGUCCUGCCAACAGAAAAAUCAUCUGUUGUCCGGGUUCUGCAGAACCAAUCCUUCCCCGUAACCCUUAACGCCGGCUCUAGUGUCCUUCUCCUGACUCAGACGCAGGUCGAUGUAAAGUUAGGGAUUCGAAACGGGAAGCAAGGGAACGCCCGACAACAAUCGGACGAUCUCAUAGAAGAUCUAGAGGCGGAGCUGGGCAACUCGCAUGUGGGGUAUAUCGAAGUGCGGCUAUCGUAUCGUCACUCGGCCUUUCCCACGUCUAGGGGCAUCGACAUCCAAGCCGAAGGCAUGCUCAGCAUACAAAGCAAAGUUGAGACAGUGGCCAUGGCUUCUGUGAAACUCCACAACACGAUGUCACCGUGGUCUCCUCCUCCUCCAGAGCCGACGCCGAACCCACUGUUGCCGCUAAUCGAGAGACACUAG